Poecile atricapillus (Black-capped chickadee) is the source of this 3825-nucleotide messenger RNA. RefSeq names its product X-ray repair cross complementing 3 (gene XRCC3). Gene Ontology annotation, biological process: resolution of mitotic recombination intermediates; double-strand break repair via synthesis-dependent strand annealing; telomere maintenance via recombination. Lineage: Eukaryota; Metazoa; Chordata; Aves; Passeriformes; Paridae. Gene Ontology annotation, cellular component: Rad51C-XRCC3 complex; replication fork. Gene Ontology annotation, molecular function: ATP binding; ATP-dependent DNA damage sensor activity; four-way junction DNA binding. The transcript is spliced from 9 exons. The record is from RefSeq and is a predicted model, not a curated record. The coding region runs from base 249 to 1292 and encodes 347 amino acids.
CCUCACCCGUGGAGCGGCUUCGAGUGCGCGAUGGUUUGGAGCCCUUCUGUCAAGGGUCGUCGUAAUCAUGAUUGAUUUCACUAAUAAAUUUGACUGUGCAAUGCAUGAAUAAUCCUGGGUCAUCCCAAAUUGCUCGUGUGUGAGAAUUUCUUCUGUUUGAAAAUUAAAGCCUGGUGUGAAGACUGACAGGCCACUUUAAUCACGGAUAAUUACGGGAUGUGCUGCUCGUUGCUGUGCUGUGUCAGGAGAUGGAUUGGGACCAGUUUGACUUGAACCCUAAAACAAUUGCUGCCCUGAAAAAAGCUGACAUAAAAUCAGUAAAAGAGAUUUUAAACCUCUCUGGAGCAGACUUGCAGAGAUUGAUGAAGCUCUCCAGUGCAGACAUCCAGUGUCUGCUGAAAACUGUCUCUCAUGCACUGAGGAGGAACAGCAUGCUCACAGCACUUCAGCUCUACCAAGAUAAAGAUCAUUUCACCUCCCAGCACCAGAAGCUGAGCCUGGGAUGUUCAGUGCUAGACCACUUGUUAAAAGGUGGCAUUCCUUUAGUGGGAAUCACGGAGCUUGCUGGGGAAAGUUCUGCUGGGAAGACUCAGAUUAGUUUACAGCUGUGCCUGUGUGUGCAGUAUCCUUACAAGUAUGGUGGAUUGGAGUCUGGAGCUGUGUACAUUUGUACAGAAGAUGUGUUCCCAAGCAAACGUUUGCAGCAGCUCAUAGCUCAACAGCGUAAGCUGCGUGCAGACGUUCCAGCUGAAAUCAUACAGAAGAUCAGAUUUGGAAACAGUAUUUUUGUUGAGCAGGCAGCAGACCUGGACACCUUCCAGCAGUGCAUCACGAGGAGGCUGUCCCUGCUGCUGGCUCGGGGCAUGGUGCGCCUCGUGGUCAUCGACUCCAUCGCCGCCCUGUUCCGCUCCGAGUUCGGCCCGGCCGAGUCGGCUCUGAAGGCUCGCUAUUUGCAGACCUUUGGGGCACAGCUUCACAGCUUGAGCACUAAGUUCAGGACUCCCAUCAUGUGCAUUAACCAGGUGACGGAUGCAGUGAGCGAGUUGGAAGCUGCUCAGUGCAGUUGUAGGGUAGUGGGUAGCAGAGUCACUCCAGCACUUGGAAUAACCUGGUCCAAUCAGCUGCUGAUGAGACUGAUGGUCAGCCGGAUAUCACAGCCCGGACUCUCACCUGGAGCAGCAUCACACUGCGCUGGAAGCGUGAGGACUUUAAGUGUAGUUUUUGCUCCUCAUCUCCCUCCAUCCUUUUGCUACUAUACAGUACAGUUGGAAGGUGUAAAAGGAAUAAAAUAACUCUUUUACACAGUAACAUGUCUUCCUCCAAAAAUGUACCAGAACUUUGUUUCAGGAAGAAUUACCAGUGAAAUGCAAUUCUUAGAUGGAGAAAUUGAUGGUGAAGUAUAUAAACAAUGCUAUGACUACAUUUAUCCCUGUCUACAUUGUGAAAGAUGAUAUUUUUACCCUUGGAUAUUCUACUUCUCCUUGUGAGGUGAGUGUCCUGAAGGUUGUUCUGGAGGGAAGCUGCAGGCAGGUGGAAGCUGCACAGCGGAGUGGGAUGUAGCAAUCCCCAUGAGGGAGGAGACCUGAUGUCUAAUUUUAUUUUAAUAGCAUGCUCAUCUAGAAACAGCAUUUUGUACCCUGUUUUCAGACCCAACAGGACUUGAAAUUCAAACAGUUUAUGUUGCCUGCUGGUUGUUCUAGGUCUCAUGUUGCCAAUUAAGGACAGCCAUUCUUUGUCACAAAGCAGCUGUUCUAUUUUUAAACCAUUUGUUGUUAAGAUUUUAAAGAAAAUAAUUCCAUAAAGGUACUUGAUUUUAAUAUCUUACUUUAAGAAUUAAAAUUGUACUGCCUUUGUACUAGAGGAAUAUAUCUGGAUUCAUAGCACUCGAAAAUUUUUUUUCUAGUGGUUCAUUUCCACUCUUUUCCUGCUUUCCAGUCCCUUCCCUUCAUAGCAAAAGCCUCAUCUGAAGGACAGCAAACUACAUCUGCCAUCCCCUUGUUCUCUUUGCAUAGCCUUAGGGCAAGGUCUCUGUGUUCUUCCUGAUCCUCUGCCCUGCUCUUUGUUUUGCUGGAUCAGCAUUCUUCAUGGGCUUCUGGAUGGCUGCCUCUCAUGUCCCGUGUCCCUGCUGCUGGGCUCUCAGCUCAGCCAUGAUCCUGAAGGGCACCUUGAGCUCUUUUCAUCCAUUGAGAUGCUAUUGCUCUUCUCAGGUGAUUUUUCUUCAGUUAGAGCUUCACAUGGCUUUUCUUCCCAUCUUUGUGGUAUUUGUCACUUUUUUCUGCUGUCCGCAGACCGCUGCCAUGACAUGCACUCUUCCAUGGCUGACUUUUCCCAUUGCUCUGUUCUGUGUGAAAGCAAGCCAGCUAAAGUUACACUGUCCAGAGGCCUCUGUUCUGUGGUGCGAGUGCUGCUCACUUGUAUCACAUACUCAUCAAGCUCUCACGUUUCCCCUCCUCCUGCUGCUGGCCCUGACAAGAACUCCACGUGUUUCUGUGAAGUGACAUCACUCAGGUCUGUCUUUUGGCCAAGGAACCCUGUGCCUGUGAAACAGCUGCCUCCUCUGCCCUUCCCCAGUCACACUCCUUCAGGACAUUCAUCCAUCUUUUCCUGUGGAAGCAUGCAGCUGGGUAGCUGAAAAGGAAAGUUUUGUCUGGCUGUAAGCUGCCUCAGCUGGAACUAUGGCAGAAGAUUUCUCAAGGGACAGCUGAGUAUGACUCAAGGAAAAGAGACCCUGCGUGGCUGCCUCAGGAAGUUCCAGAGCAGAACAGGCUCAGCUUGAACUGAAGGAAGGAGACCGUAAGCAGCAGAAAGGAUCAGUUGAUUUCAGUGCCUUCUGCAACCCCUUCAGAUGUCUCAGGGGCCCUUGUGCAAAUAGCACAAGUUGCAUCUAAAUAAUUUUUCUAAAACAUCUUAAUUCUCUGUAUUUGGAAAUGACUGCACAGCAUUUUUUUAGUAAAAUCCAAUCAUGAAGCUUAGAAGCCUUUGUGUGCUCUAAGGAAAAAGUGAUAAUGCCACAGCUCAGACACAGGGCCACCUCCUUAAAAACCUUACCUUCCAUGCCUCCUCCUAACAGCUUCAAUAAAGAUCAACUAAUGCAGCACAGGUAACACUCCAGUUGUCUUCCACUCCUGCCCUGUGUUAUCUGGGCUGGAACUGCAGCCAAGAUAAUGUUCAUCCUAUUGUGCUGACUGGGAAAAGCAGCCACAGAGAGAUGUAGCUGAUUACUGGGAGUCAUCAAACCCUACCUGGAUAUUCAUUUGCAGAAGAGCCUCAUCAAAUCCUGAGCUCAAAUCUCAAGUUUGCCACGCUGUGAGCCAUGUCCAGAACAGUGUGAAACCUCUGAAGGUUCAGUUUGUAAUAUUUUGAUCAUUCUGUUUUGCAGAUGGACUGCUUGCAGGAAUGGCCCCGAAGUGUUAAAAGUCACAGAUGGGUCUAUAAUCAAAGUUCCAGUAUACCUGGUGAAAAACACCUUUACCAACAAACAGAAGUAACAUUUUACCUUCUCAAGUGUUCUGUCAUUACCCUGGUGGUUUGUUGGUGGUUUCUCUCCAGCUGAGUCAGAGUACAUAACAGUUUGUCUCCUGGCUCAUGAGCACACACAAACCCUGAAAUCUCAAAUCCAGCUGAGCCCUAAGGAGGCUGACAGCCAACACUCAGUCCCUCCAGUUUCUGGCCUGUCCCUCAGUCCCAGCCCAGGAUGUCCAUCUGACCCAAGUGCAGCUUGGGGGCUGCAAACCCUCACGGGAACCCAACACAGCACCUGUCUAUUGAAGCCUUGUGUCCAAAGUGUUGAAAUGUGCUUGAGUUUUAAUAAAUGCAAUUUAAGAA